This is a messenger RNA of Pecten maximus, 909 nucleotides long. Its product is annotated as nuclear transcription factor Y subunit alpha-like. Bases 1 to 909 code for a protein of 302 amino acids. Lineage: Eukaryota; Metazoa; Mollusca; Bivalvia; Pectinida; Pectinidae. The transcript has a single exon. The record is from RefSeq and is a predicted model, not a curated record.
AUGGAUGACUUGACUGCCCAGGCCAGCUCCGCAAACAACCCUGAUUCCAACUCUACCCCAAACACAACCAGAAAUCUCCAGAAGGGUCGACUAAUACCCCAGCUCACCAACAACCCUGACUCCCACUCUACCCCAAACACAACCAGAAAUCUCCAGAAGGGUCGACUAAUACCCCAGCUCACCAACAACCCUGAUUCCCACUCUACCCAAAACACAACCAGAAAUCUCCAGAAGGGUCGACUAAUACCCCAGCUCACCAACAACCCUGAUUCCCACUCUACCCCAAACACAACCAGAAAUCUCCAGAAGGGUCGACUAAUACCCCAGCUCACCAACAACCCUGAUUCCCACUCUACCCAAAACACAACCAGAAAUCUCCAGAAGGGUCGACUAAUACCCCAGCUCACCAACAACCAUGAUUCCCAUUCUACCCCAAACACAACCAGAAAUCUCCAGAAGGGUCGACUAAUACCCCAGAUCACCAACAAUCCUGACUCACACUCUACCCCAAACACAACCAGAAAUCUCCAGAAGGGUCGACUAAUACCCCAGCUCACCAACAACCCUGAUUCCCACUCUACCCAAAACACAACCAGAAAUCUCCAGAAGGGUCGACUAAUACCCCAGCUCACCAACAACCCUGACUCCCACUCUACCCAAAACACAACCAGAAAUCUCCAGAAGGGUCGACUAAUACCCCAGCUCACCAACAACCAUGAUUCCCAUUCUACCCCAAACACAACCAGAAAUCUCCAGAAGGGUCGACUAAUACCCCAGCUCACCAACAACCCUGACUCACACUCUACCCCAAACACAACUAGAAGUCCCCAAGAUGGUCGACUAGAGCUCCCCAAACAACCCUGUCUCCCGGGAACUGUGCCCCGAACACUAAAUUCAAACGUCAGUUGA